Messenger RNA from Arabis nemorensis, 195 nucleotides. NCBI's taxonomy places the organism in Eukaryota, Viridiplantae, Streptophyta, Magnoliopsida, Brassicales, Brassicaceae. The record is from the annotation of a GenBank genome assembly.
AUGAGCGGGAAAAUUGAGAUUGCAUCUUCAUCAUCAUCGUUAGGGCAAAUCUUUUUACUUGUUCUUCUCGUCGGAGUCUCACAGAAUUUAAAACCUUACGUGAAGCCACGAUUGAGAGGCACAAUCGAAUCCACGAUUCGCCGAUUUUUCUGCUCUUACUUUCUUAGUGAGAGGAGACUCUUUUCUCCAGUUUAA